UGGGGGGCGGCUGUUGAAGAGAAAGGGGAGGGAGAAUUUUUAUUGCAGGCGCGGAAACGUGUCACGCGGUAUACGGCGGUUCGAUUUUUGAGUUUGGAAAAAUUUGAAAAUAUUACUAUAGACUAACAAAAAAUAUUUUUUAUACUAACCCUGAUCUCGGUUUACGGAACAGAAAUCUCGACAACCAAGAAUAUAUAUAUAUAUAUAUAUAUAUAUAUAUAUAUAUUUUUUUUUUGGGAUAUUAAUACAACUAAAUUGAAUUUAAACGGAAAUUAACUAAUUAAAUUAAAAUUUAUUAACUAGCAAAUCGGAAAGCAAUGAAAAUGCUUUUUGAAAUAAUAUCAAGAAAUUUUUAUUUAUUAAAAAUUUUAGGAUAUUACAGAGAGAGAGAGAGUUUACUCGAUUAUAAUAUUUUUAAACCAGCAAUUUGCCAUUGUUUUGAAAAAUAUUUCUCAAGUGCCAACUAAACGCGAAAAAAUAAAAGUUUAUUUUAAAAAAAAUAUUUUACAUCGAAACAAACGGAGCCCGCAUAUCAUGACUUCAAUUUCUUAUGCUCUUUGCCCUAGCUCUCACAAGACACACGUGCACUAAAGCCCCGUUCGUCUAAAUAAGAACAAAAAAAUAUACUAUUUAACUUAUUUAGCGAAACAAGACUAAAUAGGAUCUACACACUCCUCAAGAAAUUCACAGACCCCAUGCAUCACAAGUGCUCUUGGAGCAUGCACAGAUACCCAUGCGGAGCCAUUUAAUACACCACCACCACCAACUCUCUAGAUCUCUUUUUUUCGUUCUUUUUCUUUGAUAAAUUGCAUUUACUGUGAGAAAAAUCCGAACACAAACACUAUAUAUGCCUCAUCUAUCUCUAUAACGGUAAAGCAUAAACAGAGGAAACAGAGAAAUAUGGCAACGGAAAGAAAAGCUGAUCAUUACAACAGCCUACUCUCUCUCAAGAACCUGCCGAUCCGCAGCCAUUUCAACACCAAUUCACCACUUUUAUCCGCGCGAAACGUACUGCAACUUCUACUGGUGCUGGUUCUUUGUACUGGUACUUUUGCUGCCUUCUCAAAAUCCAUCGUCAAGACUCUGCCUGGUUACGCUGGAGAUCUUCCCUUCAAACUUGAGACCGGAUAUGUGAGUGUGGGGGAGUGGAAUGACGUGCACCUAUUUUACUACUUCAUAGAGUCCGAGGGAAAUCCGAGAGAAGACCCUCUUAUUCUUUGGCUUACUGGAGGACCUGGUUGUUCUAGUUUCAGUGGACUUAUUUUUGAAAUAGGACCUUUACACUUCGAAAAAAAAUAUUUUGAUGGACAGUUUCCAAAUUUAGCACUGAAUCCGUUUUCAUGGACAAAGGUCGCCAGCAUAAUAUUUUUAGAUGCACCGAUCGGCUCUGGAUUCUCCUACGCUGAUAAUGCGGAGAGUUACGUUGUUGAUGACCUAUUAUAUGCAACAGACACUUACAAUUUUCUAUUAAAGUGGCUGAUGGAUCACCCAACAUUUUUGUCGAAUGAGCUGUAUAUUAGCGGCGAUUCAUAUUCCGGCUUAAUCGUUCCAAUCAUUGUUCAGAAAAUAUACGAUGGAAAUUCCAAGGUUGGAGUACAGCGACAACUUAAGCUCCAAGGAUACAUACUUGGGAAUCCAGUAACAAGUCAGCACGAUGAUAAGAAUGCAAGAAUUGAAUAUGCCCACCGACAUGCACUUUUAUCGGAUAAACUCUACGAGUCAAUAAAACACAACUGCCAUGGGGAGUACGUGACUAUAGAUCCAGACAAUGCACCAUGUAUAAAGGAUCUCACAAUGGUCACCGAGUGCCUCGCCAACCUUUUCUACGCCCAAAUUCUGGAACCUAACUGUAACUAUGGCUCCAACAAUUCAAGUAAAUUGAAGUGGGAUAGAGGAUUUAUUGACGAGGAACCAACAGAUUUCCUACUUCUACCAGCAUUUCCUCAAUUUUGGUGCCGAUACUAUAAUUAUUAUGUGUUGUCUGAUAUCUGGGCGAACGAUGAAAGGGUCCGACAAGCUCUUCGCGUCCGAAAGGGAACAAAAGGAAAAUGGAAGAUGUGUAAUGAGUCCAUGGCCUAUACAGAAGUUGUCUUCUCAAGCCUCGAUUACCACCGAAAUCUCAGCCAUACACCUCUUCGAGCUCUUGUAUACAGCGGGGAUCACGACAUGUUAGUUCCGUAUUUGGGAACCCACAAAUGGAUAGAGUCCUUGGGUUUAACUGUUAGCGAAGAAUGGAGACCAUGGUUUGUUGAUGGCCAAAAUGCAGGGUACACAAUGAGAUAUGUAAUGGAAACUAUAGGAUACCGCCUGAGGUUUGCAACUGUCAAGGGAGCAGGUCACACAGCUCCUGACUACAAGCCUAAAGAAGCUCUUGCCAUGAUCGAAAGGUGGCUUGCUUUUUACGAUCUUUAAUGAACACGAGAUCGAUCAACAGCCAAAUCUAUUCAAUAAUUUCUUUGGUGUACGUCUAUUCAAUUCGACUUUAUUGGAUCUUUUUUUAGGCUAUUUGAAUAAAAACUGGU
Molecule: messenger RNA, 2522 nt
Organism: Rhododendron vialii
Lineage: Eukaryota; Viridiplantae; Streptophyta; Magnoliopsida; Ericales; Ericaceae
Product: serine carboxypeptidase-like 13
Exons: 14
Coding region: 901-2412 (503 amino acids)
Biological process (GO): proteolysis; secondary metabolic process
Molecular function (GO): acyltransferase activity, transferring groups other than amino-acyl groups; serine-type carboxypeptidase activity
Source: RefSeq, a predicted model, not a curated record